UGUUGGGGCAUGUUAUGUGGAUGAAGUCCGCCACAAGACAUUUGAGAUAAGUAUGUAGAAUGUGGUUAGAGGAUUUUAAGUCAAAAUUCAAAAGUUGAAAGGCUUUGGUUAAAUAAUUCGCAUGUUUUCCAUUCCAAAGAAGUUUCUAAUUGACAAAAUGGGUCAUUGGAACCCCAUCCAUGUCACUAAGCCAGAGUUCGAAUCAAGUGUUUAUUUUAGUUCGUAAUCUUUAGAUUGCAUCAAAUAUCCAGGUGAAUUAUUAUCUAUGUUGAUCGGCGAUUGCUAUUAUGGAUUAUACGUUGUUAGCUUAAGUGUUGUUUCAUUUCAAUUGUGUGAAGUGAAAGAUAACAUUUAAAUACGCACACCAAUGAAGGUUAAAUUAUGCACUGAUUUUACAUGCUAAUUGACUUGGAAGUAUGUUUGUGAAGCUACUGGAAUAAUUUGGAAUGUUUUCACUUUCACAAUGUCGCUGAGGUCGCCGUAUAAGUUCUUCAAAUCUUACUUGGCCAGUAGUAGGUGCUUCAGUUUGCAUAAAUUGUCAGACCGACACUCACUACUGAGGAAAACCUGUAGGGACUUUUCUGAAAAAGAGCUGAAACCCGUUGCGGCCCACUUGGACAAGGAGGGUGAAUUUCCGGCUGAACAAAUAAGCAAACUGGGCCGACUUGGACUUCUUGGUAUUACUGCCGAUUGUCGAUUUGGAGGAUCUGGUGAAAACACGCUUGGGCUCGCAAUUGCUAUCGAAGAGCUAUCAAAAGGCUGUGGAGGAACUGGUGCAAUUGUAUCUAUUCACAAUGCGCUCUAUGUUAAUUUGCUCGACACUUUUGGAACUGAGCAACAAAAGAGGCAGUUUCUCACUGGGUUUACAUCUAAACAUCUUGGAUGUUUUGCCUUGAGCGAAUCAGAUGCUGGAAGUGAUGUGAGCGCAAUAUCGACAACUGCCCAAUUGGAUGGCGAUUUUUAUGUACUAAACGGGAGAAAAACUUGGGUGACGAGCGGCCAUGAGGGCAAAGCUGCAGUGGUUUUUGCCACGAUUGAUCAAACCUUGAAACAUAAAGGUAUCACGGCGUUCAUUGUGCCGGUUCCAAUUCAAGGUCUAACGAUGGGCAGACUGGAAGACAAAAUGGGCAUUCGGGCUUCUUCAACCUGUGACUUUCACCUGGAAAAUGUGUGUGUUCCAAAGGACAACUUAAUCGGAAAGACUGGUGAUGGAUUUUUAAUUGCAAUGAAACAGCUAGAGAAGGCUCGAGUAGGCAUCGCAUCGCAAGCUUUGGGCAUUGGUCAAGCUGCCCUCGAACUGGCCGUUCAAUAUUCUUCGGAAAGAAAAGCUUUCGGGCACCCACUCAACCAACUGCAAGCUGUGAAGCUUAGACUAGCGGAAAUGGCUACCAAACUGGAAGCAGCGCGUCUAUUGGUGUGGAGGGCAGCUGCAAUAUUGGAUGAAGGGGAACGAGCAACCAAGUACACCUCAAUGGCUAAAUUAGCUGCUAGUGAGGCAGCCACUUUCGUAUCACAUGGAGCGAUACAGAUUUUAGGAGGCAUGGGUUACAUCAAAGACAUGCCAGCCGAAAGGUAUUACCGCGAUGCCAGAAUUACAGAAAUAUAUGCCGGAGUAAAUGAUGUACAGAAAUUAUUAAUAGCCGACAUGGUUAUCAAAGAAUAUACAUAGCUGUUGACUUUUAAUAUAAUUUUGGUUACUA
Messenger RNA from Dendroctonus ponderosae (mountain pine beetle), 1700 nucleotides. RefSeq names its product short-chain specific acyl-CoA dehydrogenase, mitochondrial. The record is from RefSeq and is a predicted model, not a curated record. Lineage: Eukaryota; Metazoa; Arthropoda; Insecta; Coleoptera; Curculionidae. Gene Ontology annotation, molecular function: flavin adenine dinucleotide binding. Gene Ontology annotation, cellular component: mitochondrion. Gene Ontology annotation, biological process: butyrate catabolic process; fatty acid beta-oxidation using acyl-CoA dehydrogenase.